AGUUCGCAUCUCAUCACAGCACCCGUCUAUUUUCCCUUGCCGCAAUGGGUUGGAUAAGACCUCAAAAGCCAACGAUACCCACCGUUUGGCAUACCUUCCAGGCGAGGGAUGUUGACAGCGAUCGUACGGUUACGUACCGCGUCGAGGAUUUGACCGAGGAUCGCCACGAUGACCUGAUUAGGUUUCUUUCGACAUACUUCCUGGAAGAUGAACCGCAAUGUCAGAACAAGCAGAUUUCCCAGGAUGAAGUAGCACUAGCUGAAAUGGUUUCCUUUUGGCGGUGGUGUUUUGCCGAAAAAAUGACCAUCGUAUGUUACAGGGAAGGAUCGAACGAGAUUGUCGGGGCGAAUCUGCUGCAAGUAAAGGGAAGGGAAAAGCCGAGAGAUAUCAAUACGAAUAGUGAAAAACUUCUGGAUAUGAUAAUGACCAACAGAUACAUGACCGAGCAAUUCAAGGUCUGCGAGCAGUAUGGCGUCGACUGGUAUCUGAACGCGUAUGGAUUGGCCAUCAACCGAUGCUACCGAGGACGAGGUAUCGCCACGGAAAUAUUGAGGGCGCGCGUUCCCAUCUGCCAAACAUUCGGUAUCAAGGUGACUACGACUAUUUUCACCUCCCUUGGUUCACAGCUGGCGGCUGCCAAGGUUGGGUUCAAUGUGAACUUCGAAAUGACGUAUGACGAUUUUGCUAAAAUGGGACCGAGAUACUCAUAUGCAGGAAUCCAAUCAAAAAGUUCAAAGCUCAUGAGUUUGAAAAUCGAUUAGUUUCUAAGGAAUGUAGUUGGUUCGCGUAGUAGACACAUUCCAGCAUUAGGGGACAACGAUUGCACGCCUCAUGC
Messenger RNA from Topomyia yanbarensis, 835 nucleotides. RefSeq lists its product as uncharacterized. The transcript has 3 exons. The record is from RefSeq and is a predicted model, not a curated record. Gene Ontology annotation, molecular function: N-acetyltransferase activity. Bases 45 to 761 code for a protein of 238 amino acids. Lineage: Eukaryota; Metazoa; Arthropoda; Insecta; Diptera; Culicidae.